AUGCCAGCAGAUCUUCCCUCUGCGCCGGACUGGCGUCCGUCUGCCAAAUGCACGUCCCUCCGACCUGAUGAUUUGAUCGCUGGACGGCGACAUGAAAGAAUGUUCAUCACUAGUUCCGGUGGAUCACGACGGGCCGUUCAGGAUAACCCUGCGACCAGCAAAAGACCGCUGGAUCUGCAUCCGGACAAUCACGGCAAUCCUACAAUCAUUCUCACCACAAAUGAGCCUAGUACCUAA
Penicillium oxalicum is the source of this 237-nucleotide messenger RNA. RefSeq lists its product as uncharacterized. The coding region runs from base 1 to 237 and encodes 78 amino acids. The record is from RefSeq and is a predicted model, not a curated record. The transcript has 2 exons. NCBI's taxonomy places the organism in Eukaryota, Fungi, Ascomycota, Eurotiomycetes, Eurotiales, Aspergillaceae.